This is a messenger RNA of Maniola jurtina (meadow brown), 4482 nucleotides long. RefSeq lists its product as uncharacterized. The transcript is spliced from 21 exons. Bases 115 to 4422 code for a protein of 1435 amino acids. Lineage: Eukaryota; Metazoa; Arthropoda; Insecta; Lepidoptera; Nymphalidae. Gene Ontology annotation, biological process: apoptotic process; protein N-linked glycosylation. The record is from RefSeq and is a predicted model, not a curated record. Gene Ontology annotation, cellular component: oligosaccharyltransferase complex; small ribosomal subunit; mitochondrial ribosome.
AAAAAAUUGACUGACAGUCGUCGAUUUUUGUGUAAACUGUAAUGUGUAUUGUAUUAGUUUUCGUGAAAUUUUUACUGAAAUUGUUGUGUUAUAUAUUUACUAAAAAAACUUGCAAUGAAUAUUCUUGAUAAUAUCUAUAAAAAUAGCCUACAAGAAAGCGAGAAGAACAUUAAGUUUUGGGAAGAAUAUUUGCAGAAUCUUACCUCGUUAGAUUUUAAUAUAUAUUCUGAUAAAUUGACUGUGCCAAUAUUAGUACCAAUAGGCAACAAGAUAUUGUUUAGAGGAUCUCUUAAGCAUACAAAUGAAGUAACUGUUGCUUUAGGUGCUGAUUAUUUCACUAAAUGUUCUACAAACCAAGCUGAAGUAUUGCGGCAACAUAGAAUAAAAGAUGCAAAAUCAAAACUUGAAGCAUUCAAUAAAGAAAGGGACUAUCUUGAAAGUCAAAUAUCUUUUAGCAAAGGAAUUAUCAAUGGAAAUCAAGGGCAAGAUAUAAUAGAAGAGUGUAGUGAAGAAGAAGAUAAAGCUUGGAGGGAGAAGCAUAGAGAAAAAGUGAGAGAAUAUUACAAAAAUAGAGAAAAGAAUGAUGUAGAAAAAAGUAAUGUUACUGAUGAGGAGUUAUGGACAAGAUUGGAGGAACUUGAACUUCAGGAAGAAUUAGAGAAUGAAAUGGCUCACAAUGACAAUCAAAAUGAACUGGAUGAUAAUGACAAAAAUGAAUAUGACUCAUUUAUCAUUAAGGAAGAUGAUGUCAGUAAUAUUCCGGCAGAACAAACUAAUGAUAGACAAGAUGUACCGCAAAUCACCCAUAAUUUUCCAAAGCACACUUCUAAUGUUAAUUUGCUAUUACAAGUUAUUGAUAGGCAGAAAAUGCUUGAGGAAAAACUGUCUGAACUAAAAAAUAGAGAGAAAGUUCAAACCAAAACAGAAAGUGACCUAUUGUCCAGGCUGGAUGAGAUGGAACAGCUGGAUGAGUUAGAGGAUGAAAUGGAUAGGUUAGAUGAUAUAAUACUGGAAGAUGAGGAAGGUAUGGAAAAUUUUCUCAAAAGUGACAAUUCAGCUAGAAUUACGAGAAGUGUUUCAUUUGCUGAUCAAGAUGACAGUGAAACAAUAGAAAUAACUUUCCAACAUUCAAAUAUAGAACCGUGUAAAGAAGCUUAUGAUCCUGAAAAGGGUAUUUUAAAACCGACUGAUAUUUAUAAAGCCUAUUCAACAUUAUUUGGACAUGAGACAACUUCUAUACUUAAAAAAUCUAAAUAUGAGAACUUUUCAGUAGAUAAUGUCUAUGAAGAUGAAGCUGCAAAACCAACUGAAGUUCCUCAAUAUGCAAGUGAAGUAGAUGAUACUCUAAAAACUAUUAUUAUUAAAGAUGUAGUUGAAAAAUCAGAUACCAAUGGAAAUAAAGUACAGUAUGAUACUAGACCAUCAAGUUUAUUUAAAAAGAAGAGGCAGCAACAGAAAUCUAUCCAGCAAAAUGAAAAUCAUGUAGGCCUUUUCUACACUCUGAACAAUGAUUUAUGCAAGCAACUGUUCGCACACGGUGGCUUACCCAAGAGCUUCAUGAAACAGACUAAGACAUUCACAGAGACUGCACUGAUGGUCCGGCUCCCAGCUCUGGAUAUCAUCAACUGUAUUAAAGCCACAGACUUCAAUAAACCGGCUAUCAGAUAUGUGCUGUAUGGUGACAAGGGAACAGGAAAGUCAUUGACUCUAGCUCAUUUGUUGCACUUUGCACAUGAGGAUGGCUUUCUUAUUGUUCAUAUACCUUGGGUGUCAGAGUGGUUGCGGAGGGUGCCUCGACACAAAGAAAUGUCCAACUCACAGACUAAGGAAGGUUAUGUUGAUAUUCCCCUGGACGCUGCUGCCUGGCUGCUACACUUCAAGAUGCAGAAUCAAGUGCUCUUAAAAACUGGCGAUUUGAAAAUAUCAAAAGAGUAUGUGUGGAGUAAACGAGAGAAGACAGAGGAAGGGGCGCCGCUAGCCGAUCUAGUGGAGCAUGGUAUUGCAAGAGUGAAGUACGCAUGUGACGUCAUUGAAGUGCUCAUCAAGGAGAUUAAACUACUUUCCGAAUCCAAGAAAUGCAAGACUUUUGUAGCAAUAGAUGGUUUCAACAGUUUCUUCUACCCGCUGACGAGGCUCAGAACACCAACAAAGAAGAAGGUAACCCCGGAAGAAGUCAGUCUCACUGCACCGUUCAUGGAUAUCACUAGAAAUGACUGGAGUAAUGGAGUAGUGGUCCUCACAACAGAUGUACUUGCAGUACCUGACGACCGCCAAGAAAACUACUUUCCUAAAUAUUUACUUUAUCAAAAGGGCUUUGAGCACUUGGAUCCGUUUGUGCCUGUGGAAAUAGGAAGGUACACUGAGAAAGAGUUCAUGUCCUGUGCCAACUACUACAGAGACAGGCUGUGGCUGCGAGGGCCUCCAGAGCUGGAGAGUGAACUGAAACUAGCCAGCACCUCCGACAAUGUGGCGUUUUCCGAUGCACUCUCCCACAUAAAACCAGAAGAUCACCUCCAUUCCAACAAGAGUGUUAAGUGUAGCUUGCUUGACUGUCUGGUUCUUCCAUUGUUAAGCGUGUUAGUCCUAAGUAAUGCAAUAUUGCAAGGAACAGUAGAUGUAAAGCGGCUGCAAGGAAUCUUGGAGGAAGGUGCGAAGAGCAAAGAUGCUGGUGUAUUGUACUACUCCCUCAAAGGCCUGACGUUGCUAAAGGCUCCCAUACCAGAUGUCUGUGAUGUUAUAUCAAAAAUCAACAUUGAUCUCCAGAGUAUUGAACAAGUGUUCUAUCUCACCAAUGCAGCACAGCUAAGUGGUUGUCAGAACUUCCUCAAGCCUGAUAUCCUAGGACCCCCCGUGGCUACUCUAGACAAGAAGGAUGCGACACUGGCAGACAUCUAUCAUGCUAUUUAUUCAAUGAAAGCUUUGGGCAAGGGUACAGUGUAUGACAGAGAGGAUUCUUUGAAGAAUCUCAUCCAGAUUUUGAAAAAGGAUGACACUCCAGCUAACUAUGGCUACGUGUUCGCGAUGUGUGAACACAUGGGGUGCGCCGCGUGGACGGCCGCGCACGCUGAGAGCGCGCUGCUGGCGGCUGACGAGACAGACUCCAAGGUGCUGCACUUCGACGGAGGCCUUCCUGUCACCUCCUUUGUGCUGUCCACCAUCCUCAGAACAUACAAGAGCCUGAAGAAGCCGUCGCCGCUAACGGAGGAGCAGCGCUACAAGUUCGCGGCGUACCUACUGUCGCGUCGCUCCGUCACGUCACCACGCGGCGCCGCCUUACUGCUUGAAGCAGCUAUGCACCUUGCGGAUGAACAGCCAACACCAAUCAGCAUAGUAUUCAAAGACAAGAAAUACAUCACAUCCGAAUCAGAUACUAUCGAGUUUUCAGUCACCGACCUGAUCGGGAGACCAGUCCCCAAUCUCAAACCUGAAGAAGUUGUAGCCCAAUCUGGGACUCGCUUGGCUGAUGAUGUGGUUGUGUUGUCCAAACAACCGUUAACCCAGAAGCCGAACGAGCAGACGACUUUCGUCCUUAAUCUGAGUAAGAUUAAGGCUCAACACGGCUUGUACAAGAUAUCUUUGAGUGCUGGUGCCAAAUCUGCCAACUUUAAUGUGGCGGUGUUGGGUGAAAUAGUGGUGUCGAGUGUGGAGAUUGGAGUGGGUGAUGUGGAUGGGACGACCAGCCCCAAGCUAACUACUGUGAUGUACCCUAACAAGUUGGCUGAGAAACUGCAGGCCGAUCAUUUGCAGAAAGUGAGCCUGAAGUUCACUGUGCGCGACAAAUUCAACAAACCAGUGCUAGUGCAGCAGGCGUUUAUACGUGUCGCGCCGCUCUCAGGGCAGGAGGAGGCCAUCUACGUCGCCGAACCCGAUAACUCCAAGACGUACAAAGUUGACUUGAACGUGGGCGCGAUAUCCAAGCACCUGAGCAACGUGAACGGUGUGUACUCGGUGACGCUGCUGCUGGGCGACAGCGCGGUCGCCGCGCCCGUCGCCUGGCACCUCGCCGACCUCGCGCUGCACUUCGGCAAGGACGCCAAUGCGCUCGGAGAAUCAGUGAAGUCGGCUCCAGUCGGCAGCGCGUACCGCGGCCCGCUGCCGGAAGUGUCGCACACGUUCCGCGAGGCGGAAGCGCGGCCGCCGCGCCUCGUGUCGGACGUGUUCGCGUGCGCGUGCGCCGCGCCGCUGCUGCUGCUGCUGAUCCUGUGGGCGCGGCUCGGACUCAACUUCUCCCUGUUCCCGUUCUCGCCCAGUGCGCUGCUCUUCCACGCGGGGCUCGGAGGUUCGCUGUCGCUGUACGCGCUGCUGUGGCUGCAGCUGUCCAUGUUCGACACGCUGCGCUACCUGCUGCCCGCCGCCGCGCUCACCUUCCUGUCCGGCCACCGCCUGCUGCGCCGCCUCGCGCAACAGAAAACUGUGCGCUGAUGCGCGUACAUAACUAUAAUUAUAAUAAUAUAAAUAAAUAAUUAUGUGAUUUAAUGAGUA